AUGGACAUUAAAAGCGCCUACCAUAUCACUUGGCUGAAUUGGCAAGGGGACCCGUGUCUUCCAAAGCAAUUUGCAUGGGAGGGUCUCACUUGCAACUCUGACACCAAUCCCAGGAUCACAGCUUUGAACUUGAGCUCAAGCAAAUUGACAGGGGAGAUAAAUAUUUCAUUCUCAUAUCUUACAGAACUAGAAAUCCUGGAUUUGUCAAAUAACUAUUUAGAAGGACCUGUGCCAGAAUUUCUGGCAGAAUUACCCAAGUUAAAAUUACUUAAUCUCACAGGGAACAAGCUUUCAGGCCCAAUUCCUAAGGCUCUCAAGAAAAAGGCGGAUACAACUCUGCAAUUGAGUGUGACCGAUAAUCCUUAUAUUUGUAUGUCGCAUUCAUGCGAAAGGAAGAACUUUACAGCACCACUUGUUGCUUCAGUUUCAGCUUUAAUUGUAAUCAUUUUGGUUGCUCUUGGAUUUUGGAUAAUCAAGAGAAGACCGAAAGUUAUGCGUUCUGAUUCUCAAAAGGGUAGAUCAUUGAAAUCAAAACAUCGAGCAUUCAGUUAUAGUGAGAUUCUCAAUAUUACUGAAAACUUCAAAACUAUUAUUGGAGGAGGAGGAUUUGGAAAAGUUUACUUUGGCACUCUGCAAGAUAACACUGAAGUAGCUGUUAAGUUGCUUUCACCAUCAUCAAUGCAAGGUUAUAAGGAAUUCCGAUCUGAGGCACAACUUCUUAUGAUUGUUCAUCAUAGAAAUUUGGUCUCUCUAAUUGGGUAUUGCGAUGAAGGUGAUAUUAAAGCAUUGAUUUAUGAAUACAUGGCCAAUGGAAAUGUCCAACAGCACUUAUCAGUGGACAAUCCAAAUGUCUUGAAGUGGAAUGAGAGACUUAUUGUCGCAGUGGAUGCAGCACAAGGACUAGAUUAUCUGCAUAAUGGCUGUAAACCUCCUCUUAUCCACAGAGAUUUGAAGACUUCCAACAUAUUACUAGAUCAGAACAUGCAUGCCAAGAUUUCUGAUUUUGGUCUAUGCAGAGCUUUUGGUAACGAUAUUGAUUCUCAUAUAUCAACUCGUCCUGCUGGCACAGCAGGUUAUGUUGAUCCAGAAUUUCAGAGAACUGGAAACUCAACUAAGAAAAGUGAUAUCUACAGCUUUGGGAUAAUUUUAUUUGAGCUAAUCACUGGGCAACAAGCAGUAUUAAGAGCACCUGGAAGAAAGAUUCACAUCCUUGAGUGGGUUAUACCAAUAGUUGAAAGAGGAGAUAUUCAAAAUGUUAUUGAUCCAAGAUUACAGGAAGAAUUCAAUGUCAAUUCUGCAUGGAAAGCUAUAGAGAUUGCCUUAUCUUGCAUUUCACCAGUUGCAGCUGAAAGGCCUGACAUAAGUGAAACAUUGGCAGAGCUAAAGGAAUGUCUACCUUUGAGAUGGUUCAGAGACAAGCUGAAAGCGAAAUAA
Messenger RNA from Abrus precatorius (Indian licorice), 1434 nucleotides. Its product is annotated as probable LRR receptor-like serine/threonine-protein kinase At1g07560. Gene Ontology annotation, molecular function: protein binding; protein kinase activity; ATP binding. Gene Ontology annotation, biological process: protein phosphorylation. The record is from RefSeq and is a predicted model, not a curated record. Bases 1 to 1434 code for a protein of 477 amino acids. The transcript is spliced from 10 exons. Lineage: Eukaryota; Viridiplantae; Streptophyta; Magnoliopsida; Fabales; Fabaceae.